Cylicostephanus goldi is the source of this 614-nucleotide messenger RNA. NCBI's taxonomy places the organism in Eukaryota, Metazoa, Nematoda, Chromadorea, Rhabditida, Strongylidae. The record is from the annotation of a GenBank genome assembly.
AUGCCACAGAAACCGUCUUAUGAUUUGAACGAUAGAAUUCUUUGCAACUACAAAGGUAUUUAUUAUGAAGGAAAAAUUAUAAGCGUCGCUGUCCAAGAUGGCGAACGAAUUUUCACAGUACAUUAUCAGGGUUGGCACAAAAGACAUGAUGUUGCCAUCAGGGAAAGCAUGACUGACCAGUUGUUCCUUCCUUACACAGAGGAAAAUGUCGCGAGAGCCAAGGAUACUGUAUCCGGUGAAAGCGUUGCUUCUACCAGUCCUGUUGUGGCUCCUCGUCGUGUAGUCAAGGCUCCCAAACUUACCGCUUCAAGUUUAUCAGAAGAAGCUAAAUCUGUUGAUUAUCACUAUGCAAACCUGCCAAAGUCUCUUCGUGAAAUACUCAAGAAAGAUCAGGAUGCUGUUUUGCAGCGAAGGCUCUUGGCUAAACUACCUGCUGCGUAUCCUAUUGACGUGAUCCUUCAUGAGUUUCUCUCUACUUUUGACAUGGAGCUGGAGUGGGCUGGAGACAAGUUGACAGUUUCCCAUGGUGACGAAAUCAGCUCUAGUCGUGUGACUGCACUUAUACGGUCCUGCCAAAUGAUUACUGAUUACUUCAACAUGAUUCUAGGGUGAGU